AACUUCCUUCCAAUCAUCAAAAACAAAAAACUAAUGAAAUGCCUUCGUUAAAUUAAAAUGGCCAAUAAAAAUAUUAGUAUGGUGUCCUGUAAAUACAAUUCAGUGAAGCUGCACGAAUGUUGAUAUGCAGAGUCUAAGUUCGAAUUUAGGAUUCUUCACUUCUCCACACUUACAUUAUAUUAGACUAGUUACUAGGCUACUUGAUAAAAAAUAGUAUAUUAUUAUAGUAUGCCUAUCAUAUAUGCUCUUCUUUUUUUAAGUUGUGCCUUGUAAUGUUAUCUUACCACUUCUUCUGCUUCUUAUGUUACUCCACACAAAAACUAUCUAGUUAUAUAUAGCCUUGCAUUUUGGCUUCUUGUGUAUGUGUUUUAGAAAUGGAGCAUCAAGAAACGAAAGGUGAGAUUUCUGAAAAAUUCACAUGGAAGAUUGAGAACUUUUCUCGCUUGAACGCCAAGGAGCUUUACUCUGAUCCUUUCAUCCUCGGCGGCUACCCAUGGAGGAUUCUUCUGUUUCCAAAAGGGAACGAUGUAGACAGUAGCUUAUCAAUCUAUUUUGAGGCUAUGCAAACUGCAAAUAUGUCUAAGGGAUGGAGCAGAGAUGUGAAAUUUAAGUUGCUUGUAUUUAAUCAGCUCGAUACGAACAUCACAGUUAUACGAGAAACUAACCAUGAGCUCAAUGCAAGUCAGAAUAACUGGGGUUUCCAUUCAUUCAUGAAUUUAGCUCAGCUUCAUGAUCCAAACAAAGGGUUUAUGGUGAAUGAUGCUUGUAUUGUUGGUGCGGAGGUUUUAGUUUGUAAUGUAACACAUGAGAAUCAAGUGAAUCAAGAAGCUAAGUUAACUGUUUCUCAAACCUCAGUUGAAAAAAAUAUGGAUUUCAAUAGUGUAAGACAAUUAGAAGAAAUAUAUUCUCAUAAUCCUUCACUUAUCAAGUCUCACCCAAAGAGGAGUCACGAGUUUACUGAACCAGCGUUUGCUGCAUUAGGGAAAGUUAUUCAUUUCCUUAAGACUAGAAAAGUGAAAGAUAUGAACGACCAAGCUUGUAAGGAUCUUCAAGUUUUAUGGGAUGAACUUGAGAAAUUUAAAUUUGAUCUCACUUGGCUCGAGCCACAUGUUCAACAUGCUUUAGGAAUGACAAAAUAUGUGGAGAAAGCUCUAGAGGUUAAAAGGCUGAAGAACAAUGUGGUAGAGCUAGUGCUAGAAACAGAGAGGUUGAAGGCAAAGUUACUUGCUGCUGAAACAAAUCUUGACAUAGAAAGAUGCUUGUUGAAAGGAAAAGGCUUUAAAGAAAUGGAUUUAGAUUCUGAAUUGGCGUGUGGGAGUUGGAGACCAUAGAGACCUAUGAGUCUAGUUAAAAUGAUCUUCCUAUGAAUCAUGUGAAUCAUGAAAAUGUGAAAUCUUUUUUCUUGCUUACAAACUUGUAAUGCUAAACACUUGUAUUGCUUUGUCAUUGCAUCUUUGUAAUAUCCCAAAAAAAAUAUAUUAUUAAUAAGUUAAGACAAUUUGCCCUA
This is a messenger RNA of Trifolium pratense (red clover), 1507 nucleotides long. Its product is annotated as MATH domain and coiled-coil domain-containing protein At3g58360-like. The transcript has 3 exons. The record is from RefSeq and is a predicted model, not a curated record. Bases 375 to 1331 code for a protein of 318 amino acids. Gene Ontology annotation, molecular function: protein binding. Lineage: Eukaryota; Viridiplantae; Streptophyta; Magnoliopsida; Fabales; Fabaceae.